Pseudophryne corroboree (corroboree frog) is the source of this 7555-nucleotide messenger RNA. RefSeq names its product chondroitin sulfate synthase 3 (gene CHSY3). Gene Ontology annotation, cellular component: Golgi cisterna membrane. The record is from RefSeq and is a predicted model, not a curated record. Bases 508 to 3012 code for a protein of 834 amino acids. The transcript has 3 exons. Gene Ontology annotation, molecular function: glucuronosyl-N-acetylgalactosaminyl-proteoglycan 4-beta-N-acetylgalactosaminyltransferase activity. Lineage: Eukaryota; Metazoa; Chordata; Amphibia; Anura; Myobatrachidae.
AAGAGUUAGUAGUGUAUGGAAGCAGGGAGGAGGUGGUGGUCGCCUUGUGAUGGGGUCUGGAGUGAGCAGCACAGAGUAUACUAGUCUAGUAACCCCCCAGCAGCAGGUCUUUGAGUGAUGGCAGGUUUGGGUGGACAUGGGGCAGCGGCGGUGGUAUGAUGAUGCCCACAGGGUGUGGAGGAGCUACUGGCUGGGUUGGUGGGAGCAGGGGAAGGUGGAGCAGGAGGAGAAGGAGGAGGAGGAUGAGCAGCUGCAGCAGCACGCUGCACAAGGCUAGGAGGAGGUGCGAGCAGCAGUGACAGGCUGGCAGCCCAGACACUACUGCUGCUGCUGCUGCUGCUCGGGCUGCUCCAGGCUAUCUCUGCCCGGCAACUUUUAGUCCUCCUAACAAAGCAAGAGACGCCGGCGGUGUGCGGAGCGCUGUACAGCCAGAGCAGCGCCGGGCGGAAGGAGGCUCUCUCUCUCUGUGUGACAUUAGUGAGAUCCUGCUGCUGCUGGGAGGGGAGGAUGGCUGUGAGGUCCCGGAGACCGUGGAUGAGUGUGGUAGUGGGACUAAUCCUGGGAUUUACAGCAGCCUCUUGGCUGAUCGCACCUAAAGUAGCUGAGAUGAGCGAGAAGAAGAGAAGGUCCAAUGUCUGCUCUUACUACAGCCGAGGUGGGGAGAGGAUGCAGCCUGGUCAGCGUGGGGACACGAGGAUCCCCGCCAGGGAUGAGCCUGAGCACAGACAGGGCACGGUGCCCAUGGACAGCCCGACCACUGCACCCGGAGCAGAGGAGAUGGGCAAUAGGAGUAAUAAGAAUAGUAAUAGCAGCGGCAGGCACGGGGGGACGUACAAUGGAAGUGGCAACUGGGGUCCCCCCGAGGAGAGCCGGAGAAAUUUCCUCUAUGUGGGGGUGAUGACAGCUAAGAAGUACCUGGACACCCGGGCAGUGGCGGCGUACCGGACCUGGGCACCGUAUAUCCCGGGGAAAGUGGAGUUUUUCUCCAGCCAGGGCUCAGAAGAGAUCCAGCUCCCAGAGCCGGUGCCGGUCAUUUCCCUGCCCGGGGUGGACGACUCGUACCCUCCGCAGAAAAAAUCUUUCAUGAUGAUCAAGCACAUGCAUGACAAGUACCUGGAUAAGUACGAGUGGUUUAUGCGAGCUGAUGACGAUGUGUACAUCAAAGGUGAAAAACUAGAGGGAUUCCUAAGGUCUCUGAACAGCAGCAAACCACUUUAUUUGGGGCAGACGGGACUUGGGAAUAUAGAAGAACUUGGAAAACUGGGACUUGAGCCUGGAGAAAAUUUCUGCAUGGGAGGCCCAGGAAUGAUCUUUAGCCGGGAGGUAUUAAGAAGAAUGGUGCCACACAUUGGUGAAUGCCUACGUGAGAUGUAUACUACACAUGAGGAUGUGGAAGUGGGCAGAUGUGUGCGACGCUUUGGUGGAACUCAGUGUGUCUGGUCCUAUGAGAUGCAGCAACUGUUCCAUGAAAAUUAUGAACACAACAGAAAAGGAUAUAUACAAGAUUUGCACAACAGCAAAAUCCAUACAGCUAUAACACUACACCCUAAUAAAAGACCAGCAUACCAGUACAGGCUGCAUAAUUAUAUACUGAGCCGGAAGAUUUCUGAAUUACGCUUUCACACCAUCCAGCUUCACAGAGAAAGCGUUUUGAUGAGCAAGCUCAGUAACACAGAGAUAAGCAAACUAGACCAGCAGCUUGGUAUGAUGCCAUCUUUCAAUAGAUUUCAGCCACGGGAAAGAAAUGAAGUAAUCGAAUGGGAGUUUCUCACAGGCAAACAUAUUUAUUCAAUGUCUGCGAAUGCUCCCCCAUGCCAGAGCCUGAAUAACCUUCUCAGGGUGUCUUUAGACGACACAGUGAUGCAAGUCAUGGAAAUGAUCAAUGAGAACUCCAAAUCCAGAGGAAGGCAAAUUGAUUUUAAAGAAAUUCAGUAUGGGUACCGCAGGAUCCAUCCGUUGUAUGGAGUAGAAUAUGUAUUAGAUUUGCUGCUUCUAUACAAAAGGCAUAAAGGUAGAAAACUUACUGUCCCGGUAAGACGCCAUGCAUACCUGCAACAAUCCUUUAGUAAACCAUUUUUCAAAGAAGAAGAGGAACUGGAUGUGCAGAGCUUUCUGCAGAGUAUUAAUAGCGACACCCAGUCUUUUUCUUUUUUCUCCAAUUCAUUGAAAAUGUUUUCUGCACUUCACAUAACUAAGGAAAUGAAAGAAAAUAGUGAAAAGAAAAUACAUUUCCUUGUUCCUCUUACUGGACGAUAUGACAUCUUCAUGAGGUUCAUGGACAACUAUGAAAAGAUCUGCCUGAUUCCCAAGCAGAACGUGAAGCUGGUCAUUAUACUGUUCAAUCCUGAAACAACCCCUGACUCCAACAAGCAUAUGGAACUCAUGGCAGAAUACCAAAAUAAGUAUCCCCAAGCAGACAUGUCUAUAGUGAAAAUGUCAGGACAAUUUUCUAGAGGUUUGGGUCUUGAUAAGGGAUCUGCUCAGUUUGACAAUGAUACUCUACUGCUUUUUUGUGAUGUAGACUUGAUUUUCACAGCAGACUUUCUACAAAGAUGUCGGGAUAACACCAUUCAGGGACAGCAAGUGUAUUACCCGAUUGUAUUUAGUCAAUAUGAUCCAAAAGUUAUAUAUGGUGGAAAUCCUCCUGCGGACAGCAAUUUUGUUUUCACUAAAAAAACAGGCUUUUGGAGAGACUAUGGAUUUGGGAUUACGUGUAUUUAUAAAAGUGAUCUUCUGAAAAUUGGUGGGUUUGAUACCUCCAUUCAAGGUUGGGGGCUCGAAGAUGUGGACCUCUUCACUAAAGUUCUAUCUUCUGGUCUCAAAGCUUUUCGCAGUCAAGAAACGGGGGUAGUUCACAUUUUUCAUACUGUCCAAUGUGACACUAAUUUAAAUCCUAAACAGUAUAAAAUGUGCUUGGGUUCCAAAGCAAGUACAUUUGCAUCUGCUGCUCAAUUAGCAGAAAUUUGGUUAGAGAAACAUUUAGGUGUUGGAUAUAACCGAACUCACUCCUGACAUGUAAACUCAUUGUUAUGUCAAGGGGAGUUUACCUCAUUCUCUAAUUUGGUCAUUGUUGUCAACAAACUGCUCUAUGUCUUCCAAAGGAUAUUUGCUGUUCACACAGACAAAAAAAAACUCUACUGAUUUCCAGUAUUUUAAUUUCCUACUGAAGAGGGUACUACAGUAGUUCCCAUUUUUGUGUUUGGAAAUGAGUAAGAUUUGCCGAUGAGUUACAUGGUCUUAAGGAGCACAUUUAUUAACGACGAGUCAUCCAACCCAGAAGUUGAUUCUUAAUGGGGAGUAGGGUGCAAUAUCAUCAUUAUUGUAUUUGUUAAUGUGAUCCAAAUAUUUGCUGGCAAAGGAACCACAAAAGUGCAUUAUGUUUCCCUUUGGGAAAAGACUUGAGUUUUAUAAUUUAUAAAAAGACUUAAGUAUAUAAAUACUACUUUUGUUCUUCUUUAGAAUUUUUAAUGUACAAAGAUAACUAUGAUGAUUGUAUCUUUAUUUUUUAAAACUAUGUUGAAAAGGAUCUUUUCAUGAACAGCUGGUACUGGCUACCAAAUUCCAAAAUGUCUUACUAUGCGUCUAUUUCCGAAUGUUUUGCGCCUAAUGUAAAUUGACUCUAUUCUCCAGGGAAUAUAGUAACAUCAAAAUUUAAGUACUGAACAUUCUUGAAACCAUUUUCUAUUGAUAGCUGGCAAGAAGAUGAAUUUAAUGAACAUUAUUAUUUAUAAGAAAGAACAAUGAAACGUAUCUUUUUAAACAAAUAUGCAAAAUGUGCUUAUAUUUUAGUGACUCAGACCACAAAUGUGUUCCCAUUCAUAUGCCCUCGUGCUGUGAGAAUUAAUGUGAUAAAUCAAUUGAUAUUUAAAGGUGCAGUGCUGCUUAUAUUCUUCGUAACACCAAAUCUAUUUUUUUCUAAAGUUACCCUUAAUAUCCAUUAUCAUGUAUUAAUCACAAGUUUGUUAAGACAUAAUUUCACUAUAUCCCAUUUUUGUUUUUAAAUCAAGCGUUUUUUUUUAAAGAUUUUUUGACUAUAUCCCGUUUAUUCAUUAGAGUAGCAGCAUAUCCCCUAAAACCAUACAAGAGCAAUUUUUUAUGGAAACUCAUUGGAACUGUCUAAACCUUGUAAAGUGUAAUUUACUCUUCCUCUACUCUGAAUGUACCAAAAUGUAAUUUUCAUAUUUAGGUGCUUUAUAUAACAUUUCCCUCAGGACAGAAUGCAAAUCUUGUCAACAACUUAAUGAAUUGUGCAUUAAGCACUGACUCGUUGCUGAUCCCAGUAUAUAGUGUGUCGCACUUGUUCAAACUGGACAAUCAAUAAUUUACACUGCUACAUACAUUUAGCCAUGGUAAAUUAUUCAUGACUCAGCAUUAAUCUCAAGGUUUCAUCCAUUAGCUUAAAGGACAAGAGAGACAAAAAAUCCUGUUACAUUUUGAAACUUUUGUGCUACUAUUUAUAACAGACUGCCAAAAAAUGGUUCUGGCUGAUUUGUCAUUGACAUGGUAAGAAGUAGUUUGCUAGGGACGCAAAUCGGAUUUAGAAAGUUCUAUGUUUAUUCACCCUAAAAUGAAAAUUGUUGGAAAAGUAAGUGUUACCUUCCAAACAAGCCCUAAUAAUAUGUUAAUGGUGACAAAUGAGUCACAGUUCAGUAGGUUACUACCUUGUUUGGACAGCUGUGGCUGUGUGGAGGUAAGGGCAAUAAGGGAAACCUUAUUGCCCUUAACUCAAUAUAACCACAGCUGUGUCUAGCCAGUUGCCCCUUUGAAGAGUCAUCCGCAAACUCAGUUGUUGGAGAAGCUACAGUAGUCAUGUUCAUCAGUGCAGCUGGGGAGUUAUCCUUAAAGAUGCCAUCUGGCCAUUGCUAAUGUCAGGAAGUUGCAAAAUUUCUAUUUUUUAAUUUGAACCACAACAAUUCUGUUGGGCCUUUUGCAGCAUAUUGUAGCUUCUUAUGGUCCAAAAUAUAUAUUAUUGUUGGUGAAUAAAAACAUUUUCAGAUGGGGAGAUGUAUCAAAUUGAUUUUAAGGAUCUAUGAAAUUCAGUUGGCAUGUAUCAUUGUAGAUCUGUCACUGAUCUCCCACAGUACUAAAAGUUAUGGGUCUACAUCAUGCAGAAACACUCGCUAUAUAGUCUGCAAUGGUUAUGGGGUAUAGUGGAAAUUGUAGCUUGAACUUACCUGCUAAUGCCAUUAUUAAAGUGACAAUAUCUUGUGGUUGAAUCAGAGUAGGAGGGCUAGGGAUAAAGUGUGUUGUUACAAACAGGUCGCAAUUAACUAAUGUCAAAUAAAAUGUUCAAUUCACAAUAAUCACUGCUAAUUCUAACGGGAUAGUAACCUAAAAAGAAGCAUACCUGAUUAGAAGAAUGUAGUGGGGACAGCGUGACAAUAGAAGGACACCAGAAAACUAUAAAAUGAUUGUUAUUAUUUAAUAAGGUAUACUAGCAUCAUUGGGAAUAAUAUAUACCCAUAAAAACACUGCUUCUGAUGAAACUAGUAUAUCCUUGAAAAGCGUUAGUUACUAGUACCACCAUUAAUAUACCCAGAGACACCUGAGACACUCCUGAUUAUACAGCAAGAAUUUUCACCUACAUUGCUGCCAACACUCAUUGUUCAUUGGGACCUGUGGGACCUUUGGACUACAAUAUACCUUAUCCAGCAAUUGUUUUCUAUCCUUCAGCCCCCAACACCUACUGUAGGUCCACAAUCUAAACUGCUCUGCUUAUCCUGAACAGAACUGCACAAAUUACAGGAACAGGCACUCAUCAUCCUGGAGUUAUUCUUUGAUGCACCUGUGUAUCAGGGACGUGCGGCGAGCUGCUACAUUUGCAAUUUCAGUUGGUAAUAUGAUCUAAACUUUAUAUCCCCAAAGAUACUCAUAGGAUCUGUAUACAACUGUCCAGGUGGCUCUGUUCCAUUAUAGGUUCUAUAUACAAUUGACAUGUGCUUUAAUACUGUAUAUGUGUUUAUUAUAACUAGCAUAUUUUUUUAUGAUAGUUAUAUUUAUAUUACUCCCAAUGUUGCUAGAGUUCCUUAUUACAUAAUAACAUUAUCAUUUUACAUUUUUCUGGUGUACUUAUCUUAUGGUAUAUUAAGGUGCCUCUUCAUAUCACCCUUGCAGCAGGGCAAUGCCCCGAAUGUAUUGAAGGAUAAUCUGACUUUAUUUCACAAUUUAUCACCAGUCCAUAUACAUUACCUUGUGUUAUUUUGACGUUACACAUUUAAACAAAUCUGGACUUAAAUAUUUCAUACUGUAAAUAAAAAGGAACAAAAAUGUAACUGAUGGAAGUAAAUGAUUCUGCUGCUCCCCAUAGAUGCUGUCAUCAAAUGAAAAGACAGCUGUACUGUAUGUUAAAUGUACUGUAUGACUUUUACAUACGCAUUCACUAUUCCAAAGUUAAAAAAAAAUUAAUAUUGAAUGCAUAACUUAAACAGAUUUUAAAAUCUAACAACCAGUAGCAAUUGCGAUAAGAACUAGUGGGGAAAUAUCUAAAAUAUAUACGAGAAUAACCGUUAUCUGUUUCAGUGAACACAUGUGUGACCAAAGUUAUUAUACAGAUGACAUGUAGAAUGCAUGUGUUGCUCUUUAUGGAUCUGUUCCAGUACAAAUAUUUGCCCAGGAAUGCCUAACAGUAGGCCUCUGGCAGGUGGACAUUAACAUCUGGCUUGUUAAAGUUGAUGACAGCAGUAGUCAGUCAAUUGGAGGGACUGCUGGAUAUCCGUGCAUUACAGAAACAAGUACUGUAGCUGCUAUUUUAAGACUCUGUGAAUUCAUUGCAUCUGGUUGCAGAAGUUAUUCAAAUCUUAUAAAACACCAGGGAGAAAUUUAGAUUAGCAAUUAGCAUGAAAUACUAUGCAGAAAUGAUUAUAUCUUUCCCAUGUUAUCUGAAAAUACUUGACACUGCAGCAAAUUAAAAGAGAUUAUGUAAAGUACAGUUGCUGCAAAAGAUAAGAGGAAAUAAAAGUCUAAUGUUAGCGUCAAAAAAAUACAAGUAAAUGUAUAGCUAUAUCUACUAUAUAUAUACAUAUAUAUAUAUACAGUAUCAUUAUUUGAAAGCAGCUGUAGAAGCAUGUUUGUAUGUCAGCCAAUGUAUAUUUUACAUGGUAACAGAGUUUGCUAAUUUCAGUAGAAUUCAUGUAGGUUAGUUUACGAUACACAUAAUAUAAACGUAUUCGCAAUGAUAACUGUAUAGUAAUACAUUUGUAAAAACAAAAACAAAAAACUCCCCUCCUGAUUUUUGAAAUAGUGUCUGAGUAUAAGAAUGUGAUUAAAACAACAAUGCAUAUUACAAUUGUAGACUGAUCUUGCCAGCAGCUCUCUGUAAAACAGUAUUGUUUGAAAAGUUACUAGUUUACUUUUUAAAUCUUUUUUUUUUCUUUUAAAAAUGGUGCAUACUUGUUAUUGAUGACAUUGUCCAUUUCAGACUCCUCAUGCUUGUCUCUAUAGAGCCAUUUUUUAUUAUGUAAUAUUUAAGGUAUUAUUGGUUACUUGCUGGUCUGGUAACUUAUGCAAAAAUAUUCCUUUUUUUCUGUUAAUUUUAUAAAAUAUUGCAUUUCUUUAA